AUUCUUGAAUGUGAUUGGUUUACUCAAGGUCAGCUACUAAUUUGCGGUGUAAACAAGAAAAACAAGUUGCAGGAUAUGUUAUUUGAAUAAUCAUGUGGCGACAACCAUCGUUAAAACUAUGUCAGCAUUUGAACAAGCCAGGUGUUGCAUAUGGCAACCAGUGUGUGCGCAUGAUAAGUUCCAAAGGAACACUUGCAAUACGACGCGAGACAAUCAAUGUUUGGGAGCGCCGUGCUCCCCUCUCUCCUAGCCAGGUGGCAAGCUUGGUCAAACAAGGCUUCAAAGUCAUUGUACAGCCUUCCAACAGGAGAGCCUAUAAUAUGCAGGAAUAUUCUGACCGCGGGGCAACAAUCCAGGAAGAUAUUUCCGAAGCGUCGGUUGUGAUUGGCGUGAAAAACAUACCGGAGGAUCUCCUGAUACCAGACAAGACCUACUGUUUCUUCUCACACACUAUCAAGGCACAGAAAGACAACAUGCCUCUACUGGACGCAAUCCUUGAAAAAAAUGUACGUCUGAUAGACUAUGAGAAGAUGGUGGACAAGAACGGUCAGCGAGUCGUGGCGUUUGGGAAGUAUGCAGGUGUGGUGGGAAUGAUCAACAUUCUACAUGGGAUGGGCCUAAGAUUGCUGGCACUGGGUCAUCAUACACCCUUCAUGCAUAUCGGUCCCAGUCACAACUAUAGGAACAGCGAGGCUGCAAGACAGGCUGUUAGAGAUGCGGGCUACGAAAUCGCACUUGGCAGGAUGCCAAAAUCUAUUGGACCACUGACGUUUAUAUUCACAGGAUCGGGCAAUGUCUCAAAGGGUGCCCAAGAAGUCUUUCAGGAACUCCCACACGAGUAUAUUGAGCCCGACCACCUGCCCAAAGUGGCCAAGAAAGGAUCACUGAAGAAGGUAUAUGGGUGCGAGGUGAGUCGAGACGAUCACUAUGUGAGGAUAGAAGGAGGCAAGUUUAAUGCUGAUGAGUUUGAUGCACAUCCCGAUCGCUAUGUGUCUGUCUUCAGUCAUAAGGUGGCCCCGUAUUCCUCCUGCAUCAUCAAUGGCAUCUACUGGGCCCCUGGAGCACCCAGAAUUCUCACGAUCCCCGAUGCCAAGACCCUUUUGAAGUCCCAGCAGUAUCCAUGGUUACCGUCCAGCAUGGGUUGCCCCCAGUUACCUCACCGUCUCAUUGCCCUCUGUGAUAUCUCAGCCGAUCCUGGUGGCUCGAUCGAGUUCAUGAAGGAAUGUACGACCAUUGACAAGCCAUUCUGCCUUUAUGAUGCGGAGCUGAAUCAGGAAACCGAAAGUUUUAAGGGGGAUGGUGUGCUGAUCUGCUCCAUUGACAACAUGCCUGCCCAGAUGCCAAGGGAGGCCACUAAGUACUUCGGGAGCCUGCUGCUACCCUACAUUCCAGAUAUAAUGAGAUCAGAUGCCAAAACUUCGUUUGAGGACUUUGAUACAACACCUACUGUGAAAAAUGCGGUGAUAGCCUCUAACGGCCGACUGACUCCCAACUUUGCAUAUAUCACUGAGCUGAGAAAGAAGAAUCAGUCUGCCAAGAAGAGUCGUGUGGUCCCCAAUCAGAAGAAGGUGCUGGUACUGGGGGCUGGGUAUGUGUCUGGUCCCGCAGUGGAGUACCUGACCAGGGAUAAGAAUAUCAGGGUCACAGUAGUUUCUCAAAUCAAAGAAGAGCUAGACUCCAUUGAGGCUCGAUGUCCGAAUGUGGACAUUAUGCUGCUGGACAUUAUGCGGCACCAGGAGGAGCUGGAUAAACUUGUGCCGGAUCACGACAUUGUUGUCAGCCUGCUGCCUUACCUCAUGCACCCGGAGAUUGCCAAGUAUUGCAUCAAGCACAAGAGAAACAUGGUGACCGCCAGCUAUGUGUCACCUGCUAUGAAGGCUCUACAUAAAGCAGCCUUGGAUGCCAAUGUGACGAUUGUGAAUGAGGUCGGAGUGGAUCCUGGUAUUGACCACAUGCUGGCUAUGCAGUGCUUUGAUGAAGUGAAAAAAGCAGGCGGCAAGAUCAGCUCCUAUGUCUCAUACUGCGGAGGCUUGCCUGCACCUGAAGAUUCCAAGACACCACUCGGCUAUAAAUUCAGCUGGUUCCCCAAAGGUGUCCUGAUGAACUGUCUCAGUGGAGCAAAGUAUCUAAAAAAUGGACAGGUUGUGGAGAUUUCAGGCCAGGGAGGGCUAUUGGAUGCGGCAGAGCAUCUCAACUUCAUGCCCGGUUUUAACCUUGAGGGAUUCCCCAACCGGGACUCCACCAUCUAUACUGACGCUUACGGCAUCAACGACGCUCACACAUGCAUAAGGGGGACCAUUCGCUACAAGGGUUUUGCCAACGUUGCUAAGGGCCUGAUGAAGCUGGGACUCCUGAGUAGUGAGGAGAGCUCCAGUCUGCACCCCAACGGACCAGAGAAGACAUGGAGACAGUACUUCUGUGGGAUGUUUGGAAAGUCAUCUGAUCUACUUGAGGACUCCUUGAAGGAUCUUGUUUUUGAGGCUGUUGGACAAAAUGAACAUCGUUUGGAUGCCAUUGUUAGACUGGGUCUGCUUGGUGAAGAGCUGAUUGACAAGAAGGGGACGCCCAUUGACACCCUGUCCAACUAUCUCUCCAAGAGACUUGCCUUCGCGCCUGGAGAGAGGGAUAUGAUCCUCAUGCAGCAUGACAUUGGGGUGCAGUGGUUCAAUGGACAGAAAGAGCACCGGGGCGUGAGUCUUGUCAUGUAUGGCGACUCUGACCCAAAGGGGUAUUCUGCCAUGGCCAAAACUGUGGGGCUCCCCACGGGCAUUGCAACCAGAAUGGUCCUUGAUGGUGAGAUUCAGAAGAAAGGAAUGUGUAUCCCUCUGUCCAGUGACAUAUACGAGCCCAUGCUUGCACGUCUGAAGAAGGAAGGCAUCGUUGCUAGGGAAACCAUUGAGUCUGUGUAACCAUAGCAACCAAAGAUUUCAUCCCCACCAAGCUGUCACAGUUUGGUCAUUGCUUUACAAUUGUUUGAAGGUGUCAAAACUAAGUUGCAGUAACAACUGUUAGAUUGUGAAUGUGAAACAAGUGUACUGUUUAGCACGGUUUACAGUUAGAACUUUAGGAAACCAUUUAUAUUUGGAAACUUUUUAUUUAUAUUUUAUGAUUUUUGUAAAAACAAUUACAUUACGGAAUUAUGCUCAACUUCAACUUACAUGAUUUGGUUUUUAUUUUUACCAGUAGGAUGGCAUAUAGUAGUUGCACUGUCUGUCUGUUAGUCCCUCCGUCUGUCUGUUCGUCCGGCAUUCUGUUUUCCAGAGGUUUUUUAAUGCCACGCCUCUAGUUAUGGAGCUGAUUUUUUUAUGUGAGUCUACCUACAUAAACUACAGAUGCAGUGUGAAAUUUGUUCUGAUCCAUUGAUUUUUUGUGAAGUUAUGGGCUUAGGACUAAGAAUUGUUCAACAUAAUUACUGUUUUCCAAAGGUUUUUUAUGCAACGCUUUCAGAUAUUGAGCUGAUUUUUGGUAUGUGAGUCUACUUUCAUGACCUACAGAUGAAUUCAUUCCGGUCCAUUGAUUUUUGGCAAAGUUAUGGGCCUUGAACUUAGAUUUUUUUUAUAAUUACUGUUUUCUUGAGGUUUUUGAUGAUGCUUUCAGAUAUUUAGCUCACUUUUGGUUUGUGAAUCUACCUACAUGACUUACAGACAAAGAGUGAAAUUUGCUUGUUUUUUUAUUUAAGAAGGCUUUCAGAUAUUGAGCUGAUUGUUGGUUUUUUAGAAAACCUACAUGACUUACAGAUGAAGUGUUUGUUUCAUUCGGGUUUGCUGAUUUUUGGCUAAGUUAUGGGCCUUGUUUUCUCAAAAAUAGCUGCUGUGGGACUUCAAAGUGCAGUAGAGGGCAUUAUGUUUCACAAACGCAGCUCUUGUUGUUUUUGCAGUUGUUGACAAUAAAUUUUAGAUCAAUUUAUCGUUCAAAUGUAUAUUGUUCUGUUAUUUAAUGAAUUAUGCUACAAAAAGAAUGGACGUUUGUUGGUGAUUAUCAAUGUAUUGAACAAAUUUAUUUUGAGUGUUUAUAUAUUUGUACAAUUGUUGUUGAAACUUUAACCUUAACCAGAUAAGCAGACUAAAUUGUAGUGUUUUAUACAAUUGUCCAUAAACAAAGUGUAUUUAUUUCUUAAUGAUAAUGAAAAAACAAUACUAAUAGUGUUUACAAUAUGUGUUUUUCAGUCAUAAUAUCUAGUGCAUGACUGCAUGUAUGUUUUAUCAGUAGUACAAAGCCAUGUUGACAUUUGUCCAUUUUUAUUUGUCCUAAUGGAUUCAUUAGAUCUGAGCUUAUUAUUUUAUAAUUAUGUAAAGGUCUGUUUUGUUAGGGAAUUUCUUACAAAUCCGGGUUGAAGUAAGGGCCAACAUGGAAUUACCUUUUGUAAUGAUGAUAGGCAUUGCAUGUACAGGGUCAAUAAAUAGUCCAGAUUUUUUUACGGUAAUAAUAUUGUGUAUUGUCCCUCAUAGGACCCAUAUAUAAAUGAUUUUACAAAAAGAUGCAUAUCUUUUGUAAGCAUAUUCAAGUUAAAUAAUAUCACUCUUAUAAUGAACCAUUCCCAAUAUGCAAAAAGGCCAAUCCUGGUUAUUAGAUUGGGAUAUGGCAUUGGCAGGAAACCUGUGGCGCAAACCAAGUGGUUUCUGGUUAAUAUCUUAUGCUUGCAUUGACAAAUCAUGAUGAAUCUCUUGAUAAGUUAAUCUAGCAUGAAGACCAAGCUUUUUGGGGGCUAGUCAAAAGCAAGGUCAGUGUUGAUUAAAGGGGCCUUUUCACAGAUUUUGGCAUGUUUUGAAGUUUGUAAUUAAAUGCUUUAUAUUGAUAAAUGUAAACAUUGGAUCUAAAAAGCUCCAGUAAAAAAUCAAGAAUAAAAUUUAAAAAAGGAAAAAAAAGUAGCCCACAGCUGGGCUCGAACCAGUGACCCCGGAGUCCUGGAGUAAAAACCAAUUAGACCGCUCGGCCAUCCUGCCAAGUAUGUACAAGAGACGUAUUUUAUACUUUAUAUAAGCAAUCUUCGUAGUUUCACAAAAGUAAACGACAAAAACAGAAGUCUCCAAAUUAUUCAAUGGUUUCGCGUUGCAACGCUUUAUAAUUUUCAGGUAUUUAAAUCGUCAAAAGAUGCAUAUAAUGAGUAUAUUAGACCAUGGUAAAUGUUCAGUAUUACUGUUUCCUCACAAAUAUCAUAACUAAAACGAAAAUUUGCGAAUCUGAAACAACUUUUUUCAAUUUUGUCAAUUUACCAAAACGUGAAAAGAUCCCUUUAAUAUAGGGAAACUACCCACCAAAUAAUUUAGUAUGGAUGUUGGUAUGGAACUGAAAAUUUGUAUGUUCAAAGCUUGCAUGGAGACAAGGCUUGCAAUUGUAUUUUGGGUAGGUCAAGGUCUCUGUUACUUAGAAUAGAAAAACUAGAUCAACUGAACAGCUAGGGAUGGGAAAAAUGUAUUGCAUUGAUAUUUUAUUUAGAUAGCCGACACCUUCCUUCAGCGUCCAUUUUGUGAUAGUCCUGUUAAAGUCAAUGUCUCUGUUACUAAAAUAGGAAAAAAAAAUGUAUGAACAAUAAUUUGAGUUUUAAUAGAGACAUUGUGCUGGCAAUUUGUGUAUUGGUAGCUUACAUAUAACGCUUGGGAUUCCUCUUGGAUCCAGUUGGUUCAAGGUCAAGGUCAAUGUUACUAAACAUUGGUAGCUUACGUGCAAACCUAGCUUGGGGUUAUUUUAGAUAAUUUUUAGCUCGGCUGUUGUCAUAGCCAGCUCGUUGUCCGCCAUGCUAAAACAUUAACAUUGGCUCUAAAAUCAAAGUGCUUCCACCUAGGGCUCACACGGGUCAAAAAUAUUCGUCGGGUCGGGUCGGCGGGUCAAAAUUUAAAUACCCGAGAAAAUUCGGGUUGGGUCGGGUCAUAUAAUACAGAAGUAAAUUAAAUUAAAAGUACAUUAAUUUUCAUAGCAUGUUUUAGAGUCUUAAAUAUUCAACUGUUUGUCAAGUAUAUUGUUUAGAAUAUUAUACUUUUUAUUGGUUUGAUUUAUUCAAUUAUGAAUGAAAUACCCAACUGCACAUAACUAUUUAUUAGGUUUACACAACGUUGUUGAACUUAAUCAGCAAAUAUUAGUAUUACUUGGAAUAGCAAUAAACAGUACAUGUAUAAGAAAAACUACGUGUCAAGCACAAAUUAAGCUUCUCAAAUUUUGAGGGGAGAAGCAAAAAAUAACUUUAACUGUAAGCUCUAACUGCCUUUUCUACUUUGAAGUCGAUAUAUUUUAUUAUACAUGUUUAUUUUUUUAACGUUGCAAUUUUGGGAUGUGAAUAACACAUGAAACUCAAUUUAAAUGCUUUUGGUGCGCCACUUCUAUUUAUUUAUGACUAUUUGUUAUAACAACACUGCUAAGAAUGAUAAAGGAUGUGAUUUUACUUCAAUUGUUUAAAAGAGAUGAUUUGACUACACGUUAAACAUGUAUUCUUGUACAUCAUAGCUUGCGACCCGAACUGGUAUCGUUCGCAGAAACUUUGACCCGGAUCUGCGGGUAUUUUUUUGACCCGCGGAUUCGGGGUUUUUCGGGUACCCUUUUGAGCACUACUUCCACCUACAACUUUGAAGCUUCAUAUGUAACUGCAACUUAAUGAGUUCCACACGCCACACUAAUUUUUGGGUCGCUAGGUAAAAGGUCAAGGUCACUGUGACCUCUAAAAAAAAAAAUUAAAAAAAUUAUUCUGACAAGCUUUCAUUUAUUCAAAACUGCACCCGCUAUGCGGUGCUGUUGUUUUGUUAAACUGUAACUUAGAUAAUCAGCCAAGUGUCUAGUUCUAUUUGUUCAUGAUAUGUCUUGCCUUUUAGACAUUUGCACAGACAUGGUUUUCGUAAAACAUUUUGAAACACUGGUAUGACGGAACAUUUAGAUGUAGUUUUUAUUCUCUGGUGAACAGAUAUAAAGUUGUUUUUGUUUUUUACAGGGUUUUUAUUAUUAUUAAUGCUUGCUCAUAAAAUAUUCGUUAUAUCUUGUUUAAGUAGAUUCAAAGUGAUAAUUGUUCCUUUUUCCCCUGUGUUGUAUGUCAAUUGUUGUUUUAAAUUAUAAUAUUGUGACAAAAAUAACAAGGACAGCGUUUUAAGUUACUUUAGACAUUAUUGAAAUAUGAUGUACCAUACAUUUUAGUUUGUUCAAUGUAGUCAUUUAUUAUGUAGUUACAUGUUUGGUUAGAGUUUUAAAAUGUUCUUUAUGAUGUACCGUUUCAAAAUGGAUUUGAAAGUAAAAAUGAAUUAAGAAAUACAAGCUUUAAUUGAAAAUUGACAACUACUAGAUACAUGUCUAAGAAUUAGCUGACUAAUUAUUAAGUCAUAUUUAAGUGGCAGAUAAUGGUUCAUGGUUGCAUGAUACAAUUACCUUGAAAUCCAUGAACACAAGCCCUGAGACGAACAGAAGAGCAUGUAGAUCGAUGUUUUCACCUACUGCUAUAGCGAUCAUAUCAUUCUAAUUUAUCAUUCUUCAAAUUGUUGCAUUAAAUAUACUUUUCCAGUAUUGGUAAAUGUUUGACGUGUGUAUGGAUUUUAAAAAGAUUUUGUUAUCUUGUAUUGGCUUUUGUUUUUAGGGGUACAUCUUGAUGUUGAUGGUCAUUUGUUAUAUCGAUGUAUGUCAUUGAUGUUAUUGUUUUGUUUUUAGUUUAGUUUCUACUCAGCCGGUAUCAUAUCACAUUUACACUUUCAGCGAGGUAUGAAUCUUAACUAUCAGAAUCUCAUUUUUAUUUCUAUUAUUUAAUGUUUUCCAAUUUGUUUUUACUAAUUAAAGUUAAAUUCGUUGAUUCAUAAUCACGUAUUUAAAUCAGGAAAAUUUUGGAUGAAAUGAACACAAUUUUUACAUGUUUGAUUUUUUUUCUAUUUAUACCACAUUUAUUAAUUUACAAGUACUUAGUCUAUUACAUUUUGAUAUGCAAUGUAUUUGUUAUUUAGGUCUUAUAAAAUUUGGUAGCUAACAAAGUAACUGUUUCAGUGUGAUUUACCAUAUGAUACUCUUGUUAAUGAAUUUGUUUCAGUGUGAUUUACCAUACCAUUCUCUAGUUUGCAGAUGCACAUUUCAUUGUCGCAUUGUGAUACGCAUAUGAUACUCAUUUGCGCACGCGAAUUUCACCGAUGUAUUUGUACACCCGUUUAGAUUAGACCAGUAGUCCAUAGUAUCUUAUUUGUUAUCAUAUUAAUAAAAUGAACACGUAUACAA
Dreissena polymorpha is the source of this 8172-nucleotide messenger RNA. Its product is annotated as alpha-aminoadipic semialdehyde synthase, mitochondrial-like. The coding region runs from base 93 to 2909 and encodes 938 amino acids. NCBI's taxonomy places the organism in Eukaryota, Metazoa, Mollusca, Bivalvia, Myida, Dreissenidae. The record is from RefSeq and is a predicted model, not a curated record. The transcript is spliced from 22 exons. Gene Ontology annotation, cellular component: cytoplasm. Gene Ontology annotation, molecular function: saccharopine dehydrogenase activity.